Messenger RNA from Vollenhovia emeryi, 5881 nucleotides. RefSeq lists its product as uncharacterized. The coding region runs from base 416 to 4975 and encodes 1519 amino acids. The record is from RefSeq and is a predicted model, not a curated record. The transcript is spliced from 13 exons. NCBI's taxonomy places the organism in Eukaryota, Metazoa, Arthropoda, Insecta, Hymenoptera, Formicidae.
AAACGGUAUCAAGUGAAACGCCGGCGUGGCCGCUCUCAUGUUUCCUUUUACGGAAAGGCUGCAAGUUGAUUGGCUACAGAACCAUCGCCGAACGCCGUCGAUCUCCAGUGCGUCGUCCUGCCUCCAGUGCGCGUGCGCUCUCCCGCCGUUUUUUUUGUUCGUUUCCUGUUUUGCUCGCGCAGCGAGAUAGAAGGACCAACGCCGUAAUCGGACGUUUUUGUUCCAUUGUGUUCCGGUGUUUCUUGGUCUAUUGGGAAAGUGUGAUGUGUCGUGUUGAUUUAUCAUGCCUCGAAAUUGAUCGUUUAAGAUGAAGCGAAUCCCGCGUUCGUAAACGAAUGUCGAGGAAACAGGCCGCCGAGCUGCUUCGUUAGAAAACGGCAAACUUGCGUAGAGAUAGCGAGACGCAGCCGGAAGCAUGAUGCAAGAAAUGCUAGCGAACCUUGACUUCCUCAUGGAAGAGGGAGACGAGGAUCAAGAUACUUAUAUACUCGGUCCAACAUACAAUAACUCGGAGUCGUCCGCCAUGGAAAUUCAAUCUGAGAUGCAGCACGAUAAGGUUUCCGAUAACGUUGCUGGAUCUAAAGUGUCGAGCUCUCUCGCGGAAUCGCGCAGCCGCGACUCUCAAGCCGAAAUAAUUAUUUCAUCGGAUACCGACGACUACGACGACGGCGACGACGACGACAGGGAUUCUCAUAAUAAUACUUCCAAUGUGAUUCCAAGUAUCGGUCGCAGCGCGACAGCCAAUGACUACCCUAAGCCUUCGUCACAGUUGUCUGACGCUGAUGUAUUCUAUCUAUUUGAAUCAGACCCGAUGGAUCUGUCAGAUUGUCCGAAUCGAGCCCCAACUAUGGCCAGUAGCAACGGCUAUAGACAGGCCGCUGCCAGUAAGACUCAGGAUAAACCCGAGGCGAAAGUUGCCGAGAAAACUAACGAUGUUAUAUACACAAAGACCGUUUCCACAGGUGCGAGUAGGCUGGAGAGCCCGAGGCCAGGGUGCAGUAAAGAUUUUGACGAUACAUCCUCGAAGAACUAUUUCUCCAAUCUGGACGAAUUGCUGAAAGACUCGAGGCUGAUACACGCCCUUCUGCCGAGACUUAAUUAUCGUUUGAUCUACAGGACGCUCUGUAGGAAUCAAUUCGCGAGGAAUCGCGUCGAGCUCACGUUGUGGGACCUGUUGCCGGUGGAGAGGCCGAUGCCAAAUUUACGAAAGAGGAAAAUCUCGUGUAAGCCGCAGCUUAUGAGAUGUGACGAGAGUGCCUCUUUGCAAGAAGAUCAGGCGGACACAAGGGCGGUCGUGAAAGAGAAAAAGCAGCGUAUGAGAGACGACGACGGGAAGUUGAAAGGUGCGACACUUUCUUCAUCAGCAGGCAAGACAGAGGCGGCUGAUUCGAGCGACGCAAACGUUGUUGAGCAACUGAACGCGGCGCCGGCAAAGAAAACGAAACUCAGUGCACCGAACGAUGCCUCUUUGCAAGGAGAUGAGACGGACACGAAGACUGUCGCGACGGAGGAAGAGCGGCAGGUGAGAGAAGGCGACAUCGGACUCGAGGGCGGAGCAUCUGCGUCAGGUGCGAGCGAGAUGAAUGGGAUCGAGGUGGACGUGCCGACUGCCUCGAACAUGUGUCUUGACGCGAAUAACGUUGCCGAUCAACCGAGCGCGGUGCAGGGAUCUAGCGCGCCGGGAGGGUGCAGUGAACGCAAUAACGGCGUCCCUCUGCAAGCAGAUCAGACAGACACGAAGCAGUUCGUGAGGAAUGAAAAGCAACAUACGAGAGAAGGCGACAUCGGUAAGCAAGUUGUAGAUUUCAACACGGACGACGAUGUCGAUCGAGCGUUGGCGGUGCCGGUGAAACCAACGACAUCCAACAUUGUAGAUUUCGACACGGACGACGAUUUCGAUCGAGCGUUGGCGGUGCCGGUGAAACCAACGACAUCCAGAGCGCCGGAAGAAAGUCAUGAUCGCGGUAGCGGUGCCUCUCCGCAAGCAGAUCAAAUGGGUACGAAGCAGGUCGUGAAAAAGAAAAAGCAGCAUAUGGAAGACUACCUCGACAUAGAUGUAAACAUAGACGACGAAGACGAUUUUGCGAUGGCGGUGUCGAUGGAAUCAACGAAAUUCAGCGCGCCGGAAGGAUGCGUUAACGGCGUCUCUUCACAAGCAGAUCAGACUGGUACAAAGAUCGUGAAAAAGAAAAAGCAACGUACGAGGAAAAGCGACAUGGGUUUUGACACAGAUGACAAUGUUGUCGAUCAAGCGUCGGUGUCGGUGUCGGUGUCGGUGAAACAAUCGAAUUUCGGCCCGCCGGAAAGCUACGGCAAACGCAGUAGCGGCGCCUCUUCGCAACCCGAUCAAACAGGUACGAAGCGAGUCGUCGUGAAAAAGGAAAAAAGGGGUGCGAGAGAAGACUAUACCAGCUACUCUAAUUAUCGCAAGCUGCAAGUUGUGAAACACUGGAAAGAAGAACCAUUAGUUUAUUUCAAGCCAUGGACUGAUAGCUAUUCAGAACCCACGAAGAAUUAUCAUCCCGACAACGCAGCCUUGCCUUCUACAUCGAGGGUGUUGCAGCCAGCCAAGUUCUUAGGUUCCCACGCGCAACCCCCGUUAAAUGCUAAUUUCAAACCGCCAGUUCCUAUUUUAUCACCGCCAAAGUUACAAUUGGUCCCGGGGCCGCUGACAUUUGACUGCCAUUAUGAGAAAAUGAAACGAGUACGGCAAUAUGUGGACGCGUUACGAUCGCCGUUUGGCGAAUACGGAUCGAAUGUGUCUGUGAGUGCAGAGGCUUUGUCAAGGUUACCGGGCCCAUCAAAUGACAAAAGCGCAUCUCGCGAUGUACCACUGUCUCCUCGGACGGCAGUGCGAGCAGUCUCGCGCGGCGCGUUAGAGCGGCCGACGAGCGCGGACAUGAUAAAUGCUAAUCCUUACGCCCCGCAUUUUGGCGAAUUCUGCGCCCAGGAUAUGUUCUCUUCCGAUAUAUUCCGAGCGGCAACUGGAGAAGCAGCCGGUGUAAACGUGGCGGACCGCCAAAGAGCGGGCGGCAGCAUGGCUUGUUACAACGUUCAGGAAGCGGGCAUCGCGAGUACAUCUCAGAUCGGCAACAGGGGAAGUGAAGAGCAUUUUGUGCCACCGGUGGGUUCUAGACCUCAAAUGUUAAGCACAAUAAAAUACAAUGACAUAGCACAGAUAGGUACAGAGGAAGUGAAAGUGAAGUUGGAGGUAAAAAGCACAGCAGAUGAACAAAACGCUGGAAACUCCAGUGGCGCCACAAGCAAAGGAAAGGAGGGCAAAGGAGUGUUUCCUAACGAAAAAAAUACUCACAGAAAAAUAGUAUUAAAUGAGAGGGCUAAUAAUAUCUACCUGAAAUUAUUGCCCAUGUUCUCAACUGUAAAAACUCGAUUUAUUAAAGAGUUAUGUCACGAUUAUGUUAAAGAAUACAAUAAUUUUAAGGAAGAGUCGUUGUUGGAGGGCUUGAUUGAGACACUGCUCAGUUGUGGCCAAUAUAAUCUGAAACCGAUCAAGCCAGCUCCAGUGGUGGAAGAGGUCGAUCCAUCUUACGACAUGAAUGAGCAAUACGCUGACUUGUUGACGAUAUUCCCUGAAGCAGAUCCUGUUUAUUUAAGAAAAGUCGUCGAGGACAUGCACGGCGAUAACGAAGAAAUUAAAAAGUUUGUCCAAACGACAUUGGAAAAGCCAGAUUAUCCAACAAGGGCGCAAUAUCUGGCUAGGAAGAAGAUUACGGAACAGCAGAAGCAGUACACUACGGAUUUCAAAGUUGAGCAGUUUUUGGAGAUAUUUCCAGAUCCAUUUGCAUACUUCGAGAACGACAAGAGGAUUUGUCAAUUUAAUGCGCAUGCGAUAGAUUUUCUGAAAUAUUACUUCAGCAAAAUGAGGGUGAACACGUUGCUGAACGCAUACACUAAUGGUAUGCAUAAUUUAAGCUUAACUGCAAAGGCCUUGGAAGCGUUAAACCCCGAUAUGAAAAGUAGACGACUAAGUAAAUACAACAAGAUGGGUCUAACAGAGGAUAUACCGUUCCUUCAAGAAUGUGCUUUUAUACAACAUAAAACAGAACUGAGACUUUAUUUGAAUGAAAUGAAAGAAAAAGAAGAACAGGAAUUUAAUGAGCUUAAAUUAAAAAAUGAAUUGCUCGAAUGUCACUGCUGCUUCGACAACGAAUGUAUGCCAUCAAAGUGCUCCACGUGUGAAGAUGGCCACGUAUUUUGCAAUUCGUGCAUAGUACGGGGCACGGACGUGGUCCUAGGAGACGGCAACACACGUGUGGACUGCUUGUUAAACUGCGGAUGUGAGUUUCCUAUAUCUGUGCUUCAGCGAGUGUUACCACCGACAAAAUUCAGUAUACUGCUUUGCAAGCGGCAAGAAGCGGAGGUAAUGGCCGCUGGAGUCGAAGGCUUAGUGUCAUGUCCAUUCUGUCACUUUGCAUCUAUACCACCACCGGAAGAUAAGGUUUUUAGAUGCCUCAAUCCGGAAUGCAUGAAAGAAUCUUGCCCAUUAUGCAAGGAACUUAACCAUAUACCUCUAAAAUGCAACGAAAAGAAAACUGAGUCUGCACGUUUGUUCUUGGAAGAGAGAAUGACCGAAGCUCUGGUCCGAAAAUGCUUUAGAUGCAGCCGAACGUUUUUCAAGGAGGAAGGCUGUAAUAAAAUGACUUGUUUAUGUGGCGCGCAGAUGUGUUACAUUUGUGACAAACCAGUGACCGAUUAUAGGCACUUUCAGGGUCAAGGAGCAGAAAAUUCCAGUCUCUGUCCAUUGUGGAGUGAUGACCGUCGCCUGAAUGCAGAGUCGGUAAUAAAAGUUUGUCAGCAAACUGUGAAGCAGAUUAAAGAGAAAGAUCCUAAAAUUGAUAUAAAUGUUAAUGCACUUUUGCCGAAAUUACCGCCUAAAUCCAAGGGGCCUCAUGAGGAUAUUCAUAAUGCAAUGGUACGCGAUAGAAUAGAGGGGAGGCAAUUUCCAUAUCGAUGACAAGUUUGCGUCACUAUUAAUUAUUACAUUACCAGCAAUUUAUAUUUUUUCUUUGUUUAUUCUAAAAUGUUAUUCAAUAUUAUGUCAUAUGUCAUUAGAGUUUUUUUUCCAUAUAAUUUACGAAUCUGAACAAAAUAUAAGUAAUUAAUUAAGAUAGAAAUAGUGAGCCAAAACAGUUGCUAGUCCUAUCCAAUCAUUUGCAGUCAUAUACAUGAUUACAAGACUGGAAGUACAAAACACAAAAACAGGUAUUACAUAAUUCAUAAAUUAAGGAAUUGAACAGUGAAUUUAUAAAUUGAGGAAUUGAGCCAUAACAGUUUUGAUUGUGAACAAAAUUGGCAAGUUGAAAUAAAGUGAAGUAUAAAAUAAAACAUUAAAAGAAUUUCAAUUCUGAUUAUUUCUAAUAAGUUAUAAAUAAAAUCAACUUAUAUUGUUAUUACCUUCAAAUCAACGUUAUAAUCCCUUCGAUUCCUCAAUUUAUUUAUAGUUAUAAAUUGUUAUCAUAAACAGUAGGCAACUGAUAUUUUAACUCGAUGUAAUUUAGUGUUUUUUAUAUGAUAAACGGCAAAAUAUUUUUUAUGAGUUCACCUAUGAAAUAUAUAUUUGUUCCUAUUUUGUAGAAGCAAUUCAUAAUAAUAUAAUCCUUCUCCACUUUCAGUCAAAUGCUGAUGGAUUAUCUAUUGUGUAGAGUAAUUAUUAGUUAUUUUGUAAUAGAGCACGUUGCUGCUCAACUCUUAAUGCUUCCUAAAUUUUCUUCCCAUUAUUUGUUUAAAGCGUAAAGUUUAUACCCAGAAAGUAUAAAGGUGCAGAGCAACAAUUAAAAACUUGUUGAAUAAUCAAAUGUUAUGUGUCUGUAAUGUGUAUGUGUACGGUGGCAUAAAUAUACGCGCGUUUAUACAUUUUAAA